AUGCCUCAAGUCCUUCUCCUCGGUGGCCAUGGCAAAAUCGCUCUCCACUUGACACCGCUCCUCCUCGCUCGCUCCUGGAAUGUCACCAGCGUGAUUCGUAAUGCCGAGCACGAAGCCGACAUUUUGGCGCUCGGAAACGGCAAACCGGGCAAAGUUUCAGUUCUACUGUCUAGCCUAGACGACGUCAAAAGCCAGGCGGACGCACAGGCGGUUUUGGAUAAGGUCAAGCCAGAAUACGUGGUCUGGGCCGCUGGCGCCGGCGGAAAAGGCGCACCCCAGCGCACAUAUGCAAUUGACCAAGAUGCCGCAAAAUACUUCAUCGCCAGCUCCUUCGCAACGCCUUCAGUCACAAAAUUUCUCCUCAUUAGCCACCUGGGCAGCCGCAAAGUGAAACCUGCCUGGUUUUCCGAAGAAGCCUGGAAACGCACACAAUGGCUCUGGGCCGAGGGUCUUCCAGACUACUGCAAAGCAAAAUACGAAGCAGAUCAAUACCAAACCGCGCUUGCUGCGGUCACAAAGAAGCGAGAACCGAGCCGCAAGUUUCAGAGUAUCAGCCUAAGGCCGGGCACUUUGAUUGAUGGCCCCGCGACGAAAAAGAUUGCACUGGGUCACGUCACUGCUGUGGAGGGGUCGGUGACGAGGGAGGAUGUGGCUAUUGUGGCUGAUCGGUUGCUGGCGAGGGAUGAUACCGAAGGGUGGUUUGACUUGUUAAAUGGUGAUGAGCCGAUUGAUGAGGCUGUGGAGAGGGUUGCUAGUCAAAAAAUCGACUCGAUUGGAGAUGAGGAUGUGGAUGCUAUGAUUAAAAAGUUUGGUUUGUAG
This is a messenger RNA of Talaromyces amestolkiae, 819 nucleotides long. RefSeq lists its product as uncharacterized. The record is from RefSeq and is a predicted model, not a curated record. Bases 1 to 819 code for a protein of 272 amino acids. NCBI's taxonomy places the organism in Eukaryota, Fungi, Ascomycota, Eurotiomycetes, Eurotiales, Trichocomaceae. The transcript has 2 exons.